Messenger RNA from Penicillium odoratum, 1275 nucleotides. RefSeq lists its product as uncharacterized. The record is from RefSeq and is a predicted model, not a curated record. Gene Ontology annotation, biological process: secondary metabolite biosynthetic process. The coding region runs from base 1 to 1275 and encodes 424 amino acids. NCBI's taxonomy places the organism in Eukaryota, Fungi, Ascomycota, Eurotiomycetes, Eurotiales, Aspergillaceae. Gene Ontology annotation, molecular function: FAD binding. The transcript has 2 exons.
AUGACCAAAAACUUCACAAUCACUAUAAUAGGCGGCGGAAUAGGCGGUUUAAUCCUCGCAAUAAGCCUCCUCCGCCGCAAAACCCCAGUCCAAAUCUACGAAGCCGCAUCCUCAUUCCAAGAAAUCGGUCUAGGCCUCUCCAUAGGACCAGCAGCCCAUCGCGCCCUCCCCCUUCUCGAUCCAGAUAUCCGCAAAAUCUACGACUCCCUCGUAACAACGCACGCCGAUAGUCCCGGCUACGAAGCCUUUCGCGAGACAUGGUUCGAGAUACUAUGGGCUUGUGGAAAACACGAAGGCGAAUUACUUCUAGAUCUCAAAGCGCAACCAUCCGGACAAACGACGGUGCGAAGAUCUGAUUUCCUAGAUGCACUUGUUAGUCUCAUCCCGACUGGGAUAGUACAUUUCGGGAAACGGCUUAAGAAAUGCGUUGAGGUUGAGGAUGAGAAUAAGAGUGGGGUGAUGUUAUUCUUCGAAGAUGGAAGUGAGGUACUCGUUGAUGUGGUUAUUGGUUGUGAUGGAAUUAAAUCCAAGGUUGUGGAAUCUCUUUUUCAUAAGGGAAAUCCGCGAUUUAGUGGGAUGUAUGGAUACCGCGCUGUUCUUGAUAUGGAGGAUAUGGUUCUAGCUGUAGGGGAGCAGCGUGCGAGGAUCUCGACGCUUUAUCUUGGGGAAGGGAGGUAUGGGAUUUCGUAUCCAAUUAUGCGUGCGAAAAAAGUGAAUGUGGGACUCUAUGUGCUGUGUGAGGAGUGGGAUUGUGAGACUUGGGUGCGGGCAGCAGAGCGGAAAGAUAUGAGGCGUGAUGCGGAAGGGAUGGGGCGGUAUUGGAAGGAACUUGUUGAGUGUAUGCCUGAUCCGUCGCAAUGGGCAAUUUUCGAAAAUCCUCCUCUUGACACGUUUUGUCUGUCGCGGGUUGCGAUACUUGGGGAUGCGGCCCAUGCCUCAACGCCGCAUCAAGGUGCUGGGGCUGGACAGGCUAUUGAAGAUGCGCAUGUUCUGGCGGAAUUGCUCGGUGAUGCACGCGUUAUGUCGGUUCAAGAUGUGGUUGGCGCUUUUCGAGCAUAUGAUGAGACCAGGCGACCUCGUAGUCAAAGGGUCGUGACGAGUAGUAAGGAGAAUGCUUAUCUCCUUUGCUUAUGUCUGGAUGGGGUGGGGAAUGAUGAUGAGAAAUUGAAAAGGGCGUUUCAAGAGCGGAUGAAGUGGCUCUGGGAUCUUGAUGUACAAGAUCAGGUUGAGCAAGCAAGGGAGAAGAUGACUAGCUACUUGGGAUAUGAAACCUAA